GAUGUGAAUUCCUGCAGACGGACCCGAUUGCGAAAAUCGUCCGCAAUGUUGUAGUGGCCUGGGUCUCUGCCAUCGUCGGUCUACUUCCAUUCCUAGCCCUGAUGCCUCUUUUCGAGAAGCUUCGUGGCCUGGAGUUGCAGAGUCAGCACAUCAUCUUCUGGACAUUCAUUUCCAUGUACUUCCUCUUCUGCAUGUUCACCGUGUGCAGCUUCCAUGCUAUCGUCAGCUACGAGGACGCCUUCGAUUGGAUGAUUUCCGCAUUGUGGACUGCAGCAUCGUCCGUGAUUGUGUCUCCCAUUGCAAUCGCUGUUGGAGUGCUGCUGGUCCUCAAAGCCACCGCCGUCGACCUGGAUGAACACCUUCCUUUCCAGCCUUUGGACGACCACCGCUACAAGGUCAGCUUGCGCAAGAUGGCGGUAUCAGGCCGUACUCUCCUCAAAUGGCUGGAACGCGACCAGUCCGAAAUCUUCGCGCGCUGGGAGAUUGCGGGCCACCCAGAAACCGCCGCAUUUUCGAACGGAUUGCAGCAUGGGGAGAGCAGCAAUGGAACGAUCUCCCUGGACGGCGUCAUGGAACAGCAUGCCAUCCUUGCGUCUGUCUUCGUCAAGUCCGAGUCCCAUUCAGUGCGACUGCUGGGCAAUGCUGUGCUUCCUGGGCAAUCCUUCAUAGAACACGGCUUCGAUGGAGCGAUUCCCCUCUUCCGUCGUGGGAAGAAGCUAGAGGAUGCCUAUGUCAGCGUCGCCAUCGAGCAGCCGAGUUUGACACAAAUAGAGAACUUGCCCAGAAGGGGCCGUGGCAGCAUCCGAAUGACCGUGUCGGGGAACAACGCCAUGCUCGCUGGCAAGAUGUCCGUUGACCCGAAGCAGGAAUGCGACCUUGCCGGUAUCACUUUCGAGGAGGAUGAAAUCGAUUUCAUGGAUGAGGAGAACUUCCAAAGGAACUGCGACCUCAUGGGAAUAUCUUUCGUUGCAGAAUAUAACGAGGCCCUUGAUCCGGCCGGCGACGACAAGCCGCGUUCAGCUGGUGUCGAUGAGAUUGGCACGACGGCUUUCACGGUCGUCCCAGUUGCAGACGGGCCUAGCCAGUCCGCUGCAGCCAAGGAAGGCAUGUACGGAGUCGGAGACCCUGUACUUCUUCAGCUGCAUGGCAAGCUCCUACCAGGAAGUGUGGUCGAUCCAGGAUCAGGAGGCAGCUCGAUUGCGACAGUGCUCGUCGACGGAAAGUUUCUUCCAGUCGCCCUCAGCCAGCUCAUGCCAGCUUUCGAAGACUUCGACGAGGUCCAAGUGCUGGACAGGCAGCAAUGGAAGCCUGGAAGAAUUCUGCAAGAGGCUCCAGAAGGCUUCCACGUUCAAAUGGAGGGCGGCCCUCUCAUCAUCCAGCGGGAAAACGUGCGGCGGCGCUUUCAAGAGGGCUCAACCAUUCUGCUUUACAGAAACGGCUGGGUGGAAGCCACCGUCACCAAAACUUUUAUAGAGAAAAAUCUGCUGCACCGCGGCGACGACAGUGUUCAGGUACGCUUGGCAUCAGACGAUCUUUCCGUGCCGUCAUGGCAGGUCAAGGCACCGUCAGGUGUCGUCGUCGGGUAUUGA
Molecule: messenger RNA, 1589 nt
Organism: Symbiodinium sp. CCMP2592
Lineage: Eukaryota; Dinophyceae; Suessiales; Symbiodiniaceae
Source: the annotation of a GenBank genome assembly